GGGGGAGCGGGGCCAGGCGGCGGCGGCGGCCAUGGCCAUGGUGGCGGGGGCGGAGGGAUGCGAGCAGGGAUGCGAGCAGGGAUGCGAGCAGGGAUGCGAGCACUACCGGCGGGGCUGCCGGCUGCGGGCGCCGUGCUGCGGGAAGCUGUACCCGUGCCGGCUGUGCCACGACGGCGCCGAGGAGCACCAGCUGGACCGGUUCCGGGUGUCCGAGGUGCAGUGCGUCCGCUGCCGCCUCCUGCAGAAGGCCCAGCAGCGCUGUGAGGGCUGUGACAGCCUCUUUGGCGAGUACUACUGCGACAUCUGCCACCUGUUUGACCGUGACAAGAAGCAGUACCACUGCGAGGAGUGCGGCAUCUGCAGGAUUGGCCCCAAGGAGGAUUUCUUCCACUGCUCCAAGUGCAAUUUGUGCCUGAGCCUGAGUCUCCGAGGAAAGCACAAGUGUAUUGAAAAUGUCUCCAGGCAGGACUGUCCGAUAUGUUUGGAGGAUAUUCACACGUCUCGUGUUGGAGCCCAUGUUCUGCCGUGUGGUCACCUUCUUCACAGAACAUGUUAUGAUGAAAUGCUGAAGGAAGGCUACAGGUGUCCUUUGUGCAUGCACUCGGCGUUGGACAUGACCAGGUACUGGCGCCAGCUGGACAACGAAGUGGCGCAGACUCCCAUGCCCGCGGAGUACCAGAACAUGAUGGUGGAGAUCCUCUGCAACGACUGCAACGCCCGCUCCACGGUGCAGUUCCACCUCCUGGGCAUGAAGUGCCAGAACUGCGAGUCGUACAACACGGCCCAGGACGGGCGCUGCCGGCUGUCCUUGGAGGAGCAGUGACCGGGAUGCGCGCGGCGUUCGGCCGGACGGGGAACGCUCUGCCAUGGGAGAGACUGUUUUACAAACAAAGCAACUCUUGUCAGUAAAAAUUCCAGUAUUCCAAGUUCAAGGAGUCCUUCACUGCGCCAGGGAGGAGGGAGCUUAGAAGAGCAGCACGAGGAGAUGGGAUGAGCAGCUGAUGCAGCAGCAGGAGGAGUUUUGGGGCAGCUGAAGGGGAAAGGAGGUGGAGGUGCAGCUCUCGGGGAAAACGGGUCGCUUUGAGAGGCCUUUUCCGCAGGGUUGUGUGCGAGGAUGCGGCUUUCCCUGGGAACAGCGUGUGUGUGCCGGGGCCCCGGAGCCAGCGCUGCGGGCACUGCCCAGGGGCAGCGGGCAGGAGCGGCAUCCUUGGCUCCCUUCGUGUGGUGUCACCUGUGUGUACAGAAUUCCCUUGAAACAAGGGAAUUGCUCUGGCUGCUGGGAUGAGCAGCGGGAAGAUGCAGCUGCAAAGCCCCCCUUUUUCCCCUGGACACCCACCCUGACUUGCUGCCGUCCCUUCACUCAGAUUCCUUUGCCAGCUGCAGUCGCUUUUUUCCCCAUUUCUUUCUCGUUUUGCUUUGUUCACUGGCAAAGGCACAGGUGGUGCAGGGUUUUAGACACAUCCGUAGCCUGAUUUUGCUGGUUGAGUACCUGAAGUGGAGCACAUACAUCAGGCUGAGUCUAAGGUGUUCACUGAAAUAAGAGCAGUCCAGAGGCACUCCAGUAGUGCAGGGACCAAUUUUCUGUGGUUUUGGUGUUUGUUAAUGGUAAAACCUCCCUGGGGAGAGAAAAUGGGAGGGUGAACGACUGCCUUCUUAAAUAAAAACCCCAACCCCACCCUUCUUUGUGUAAUAUCCUGCCCGAGGUGUUUUGCAGUCUUAAAUUUUGCAGAAAAUUCCUGAUUUCUCUGAAUUUCACAUGCAGAUACUUUACAGUAAUAAGAUAUAAAAAAAUGUCAGUUACUCUUCAGGUGACGACUACUCAUUUUUGAUUUGUUCUAUUGUAAAAUGAGCUUUUCUUAAUCCAACAGUGCCCCAUUCUGUAUGGAAUAUUUAGGCUUUGGAUGAUAGCUAUUGUAGCUUGCCUUGACGGGGCUAUCUUUUUCUGGAGCACUUUUCUCACUGCUAUAAAUAAAUGGAAAAUAACGUCUCUAUUAAAAUAAACGAAUGACACUGUG
This is a messenger RNA of Corvus hawaiiensis (hawaiian crow), 2015 nucleotides long. RefSeq names its product ring finger and CHY zinc finger domain containing 1 (gene RCHY1). Gene Ontology annotation, biological process: ubiquitin-dependent protein catabolic process; protein ubiquitination. The coding region runs from base 32 to 823 and encodes 263 amino acids. Gene Ontology annotation, molecular function: ubiquitin protein ligase activity; zinc ion binding. NCBI's taxonomy places the organism in Eukaryota, Metazoa, Chordata, Aves, Passeriformes, Corvidae. Gene Ontology annotation, cellular component: nucleus. The transcript has 9 exons. The record is from RefSeq and is a predicted model, not a curated record.